Molecule: messenger RNA, 1362 nt
Organism: Cladophialophora yegresii CBS 114405
Lineage: Eukaryota; Fungi; Ascomycota; Eurotiomycetes; Chaetothyriales; Herpotrichiellaceae
Exons: 3
Coding region: 1-1362 (453 amino acids)
Biological process (GO): secondary metabolite biosynthetic process
Molecular function (GO): monooxygenase activity; FAD binding
Source: RefSeq, a predicted model, not a curated record
AUGGUGCAAGACACUCCCAUCAGUUUCAUCAUCAUUGGCGCCGGCUACGCGGGUCUGACCUCCGCUAUCGAGUUAAGACGAAAAGGAUGUGAGGUUCACGUGAUAGACAGGGAGGAGUCCCUGUCAAGACUCGGUGAUGUGAUCAUGCUCACUGCCAAUGCUACUGUUGUUCUGGAGAAAUGGGGCCCGGUGAUCGAAGACAUCCUCGCAACCUCAUCCAACCCGACACACAUCACCAUCAACGACGACAAAGGUCAGCCCCUUCUUAUUCAGCCCUGGAAGCAGAACCACAAUGGUCACCAGAACGUCUGGACCAAUCGCGGCCGUACGCAAAAAAUGAUGUACGAAGAAGCCGUCCGGAGAGGUGUCAAGUUCACUUUUGGGGCCAAAAUCACAAAGCACUGGGAGGACGGAAACAAAGCUGGAGUAUAUCUGAACGACGAACUGCUCACCGCGGACGCAGUCAUCGGAGCAGAUGGAGUCUACAGCCGAACUCGUGAGUAUGUGACAGGAGACGCUGACAAACCCAAGCGCAGCGGAUUCGCCGUCUAUCGCUCAUGGUUUUCGCUCGAUCGUCUCUUGGACGAUCCGUUGACCCACGAGCUUGCGAGCUCAGGACAAGACCGCACUAUGGUCUGGAUUGGGCCGGAUACCCAUGCCAUCCUUGUCAUAAACUCCCAAGUGCGAUACAUGUCAGCAUUCAUCACUCACCGCGACACGUACACCGUGGAAGAGUCAUGGAACUACCCAGGCACAGUCAAGGACAUGUUGGCGACCAUUGAGGGCUGGGACCCCGUUCUGCGAGCCGCAAUCUCAAGGAUACCAGAGGAAGUGAUAUGUGACUACAAGUUGCUGUGGAGAGACCCCGUGAAGAAGUGGGUCUCCGACAGAGGUCGUGUGGUUCUGGUUGGAGACGCUGCCCACCCUCAUCUCCCAACCUCUGGAUCGGGUGCUGCCCAAGCGAUCGAAGACGGAGGUACCCUGGCUACCCUUGUUGAGAAGGCUGGCAAAGCAAAUCUCCCGCUCGCAUUGAAAGCAUUUGAAAGGCUCCGGUUUGAGAGAUGCAGCUUGACACAACGUAUGGGAUGGGAGCUUCGGCACCGAUGGCACCAGACGGACUGGGAACAUGUCAAGAAGAACCCGGAAUUUCUUCGACUCCCGCAGCCGGACUGGCUGUAUGGAGCAGAUGCGGAAGAGUAUGGGCAGGCAAACUACGAGGCUGUGAUGGCGCACCUUCUGGAUGGAAAGCCUUUCCAGAACACUAACCUGCCACCAGGCCACACCCAUCAAGACUGGACCAUCGAGACCAUGAUGGAAUUAGAUAAGCAGAUUGGAAACCAACGCAUGUACCUGGUGCACUAG